AUGGGUACUAACAUGAAUGACUCUAAAGUUGACCUACAUAAUUCAAGUUUAUCUUCGACUCUCUCUAAUCUUACCAACAAUAAUAAUUUCAUAAGCAAAAGCAUACACAGGACGGAUUUAUCUCCUGCUUGGAUAGAGAUGGAUCAAAAUUCCAAGAGUCAGCAUCACCUCGGUAUCAACAAGCUCGGAAGGAACAUCCGCAAGAGCCCUCUUCACCAGACCAAUUUUCAGAAGCUUCCGCCGGCGGCGCUUCACCUGCAGCAGUCGGCUCCGCCGCCGCAACCCCAGGUGUACAACAUCAGCAAAAGUGACUUCCGGAGCGUCGUACAGCAGCUAACCGGGAGCCCCGCCAGGGAUGCGAGUGGAGCCGGAUACCUGCCGGUGCCGGCCCGUCCGCCGCAGCCGAAGCAUCCCAGCUCGCGGCUUAUGAAGAUUCGACCGCCUCCACUUACCCCGAUCGCUCGUCCGCCGCCGCCUCCUCCUUUUCAGAAUCAGCUACCAAACCCUAACCCUAAUUUCAAUCCGAAUCCUGCUUACCAUCGUCCAGCGCCAUCGCCAUCUGCUCCUGGUAGCGCUGUCUGGACUGACUCGCCUGUUUCCGCUUACAUGAGGUACCUUGAGAGUUCUCUUCUAGCAUCGGAUGGUUCCAGGCAGCCGCAGCCUCGCGCCCAGGGCCUACCUCAUUUUCCUCAUCCUAAAGCAACCGCAGCUGGCUCCUUCCCCUCGCCCAGGGGAAACCCUCCCCCUUCAGCGCUGCCGCCUUCGCAGCCGGCCAUGUUGCCGUCUCCAGGAUUACAGUUCCCACUGCUGUCUCCAGGAUCGCAGUUUCUGCUUCCAUCUCCAGGCGCCCCGUUUCCCUUGCCAUCUCCGAACUCACAGUUUCCGUUACCGUCACCAAGUUCGUUUUUGAAUCUUCUUUCGCCCAAAUCGCCCUAUCCGCUGCUUUCUCCCAGGUUUCAGUAUCCAACGCAUCUCACUGCUGAUUUCUCCUUCUCACCAUUGCCCCAGUCAGGAAUAUUGGGUCAAGGGCCUGGGUUUCAGCCGCCGCCUUCUCCGACUUAUUUGUUUCCACCUUCACCCUCUGGGUUCCUUCCUUUGCUUAGCCCUAGAUGGAGGGAGAUGUAGAUUAUUGGCAUUGAAUGAAGCUGCGUUGGUAAAUGCUUCAUCUUCUUUAUUCCAUUUUAUAGAUCCGAGUUUCUGAAUCAUCAUAUCUUGGGCAUUGUAGCAAUCGUGAUUGUAAUCUGCUUUGACAAUAGAAAAUAGAGAGGAGUAGAUCAGUUGAAAGCGUUUUAAAAAAAAGUGUGAUUAUUGGUUUAGGCAAAGCUGGCAGUCUUUCUUCAUCUUGAAAUUUGACUAACCUUGAAGGAGUAAGGUGUAUGGAGGCUUUUAUGACAGGUUCAGCUCAGCAAUCAAUUCGUAGCUAUUUAACUAGACGAAGGCUUUUGUUAAAUACUUGUAUGUAACUUUAUGAUUGAACUCAUUGAUUUUAUUUGAUUGAGAAACCUUUUAGAUGAUAGACGUUUUCUUAAUUGUAUUUACCUGAAAUAUCAGCUAGUUCUGAUCUUCUUAGUCC
This is a messenger RNA of Dendrobium catenatum, 1573 nucleotides long. RefSeq names its product protein HAIKU1-like. NCBI's taxonomy places the organism in Eukaryota, Viridiplantae, Streptophyta, Magnoliopsida, Asparagales, Orchidaceae. The transcript is spliced from 3 exons. The coding region runs from base 1 to 1125 and encodes 374 amino acids. The record is from RefSeq and is a predicted model, not a curated record.